Molecule: messenger RNA, 2130 nt
Organism: Hydractinia symbiolongicarpus
Lineage: Eukaryota; Metazoa; Cnidaria; Hydrozoa; Anthoathecata; Hydractiniidae
Exons: 4
Coding region: 1-2130 (709 amino acids)
Source: RefSeq, a predicted model, not a curated record
AUGGUGGAAAUCAAAAAGUUGGGUGGUGAUCCGUUAUGCUGGCAACAGUUUUACGAUUUAUUUGAAGCCGCAGUAAACAUGAGUGAUUCGAUCAGUGACGUUGAAAAAUUCACGUUUUUAAGUAGUUAUGUGGAAGAAGAGGCCGAGAAAUGCAUUGAAGGUAUAUCUUUAAUUAACGAAAAUCACAAACACGCUCUAAAACUUCUUUCUGAACGCUAUGGGAAUCCCCAGUUAAUAACAUCGUCGCAGAGCAAACUAUUGAAAUUGAAAGCAAUAGCAGGUGACAGCUAUUCAGUUAAAGAAUUACGUAACCUUUACGAUCACAUUGAAAGUCAUGUGCGAUCUCUCCUCGCUUUGGGUAUAAAUUCUGAGCACUACGGGCCGAUGUUAAUUCCAAUCGUCAUAGAAAAAUUGUCAAAUGAUAUCCGUUUAGAAAUUAGUCGGAAUUUGGGAAAAGAAAAUUGGAAAAUAACUGACUUUAUGGAAAAUUUUAAAAGGGAGAUAACCGCCAGAGAAAGUUGUGUCUUUGUUAAAAAUAACCUCAACGAUGGAGAUCAAUACGAAAAUGUACCGAAGUUCAGUACACAAUCGUUGUUUACCGGAAACCGAGUUUUACGUUGUGCAUUUUGUAAACAAGAUCACUUUCACGACAAAUGCUCAGUUGUUACCGACCUACAAACCAAACGCGAUAUCACAGCCCUGUGCGAUAGAUCUGAAAGUGAUAAGUUGAAAGAUAGUCGGAAGGAGUCCGGAAUUGCAGGUGAAGAAAACGAGUUAGAAAGUGCAACCAACAUGAUGAUCCAUUCGAUAAAUUCUGUACUGUUGCAAACCGCUAGUUGUAUCGUUCACUCACCGGAGUGCAGUCGUAAUAAUAUGUCAGUGAAAGUUUUGAUGGAUUCUGCGAUCUCAGCAACAUUUGGAAAUAAUUCAGAUGAACCCAGGAAAGUCAACAAGGGAUUUGGAGAAGAAAAGGUUUGUUUAAAGGAUUUUGGUGUGCCAAUUAUUUGCUCUCCGUUGAAUGGACAGAGAAUUAAUGUUGUACGAGCACAGUUUUCGUUUUUGAAAAAUAUCAGUUUGGCUGAUAAGGGCGCUGGUAGUAGUGAAAUGGACGUAUUGAUUGGGUCUGAUUUUUAUUGGAAGGUCGUGACUGGAAAAGUUAAACAGUGUAGUGAUGAAGGAUUCGUAGCUAUUGAUUCGAAAUUGGCGUGGUUGUUGAGUGGUCCGUUUGUUAGUGGUGAUGAUAUUGAGAAAAGUGCAGUAAAUUUAACACAUGUUAUGAAAGUUGCUGUCGAGCUGAACACUGAUGAUUCUUUGUUGAAUGAAAAGGUUGGACGUUUUUGGGAUUUGGAUAGUGUGGGAGUUCUGUCAGAGGGUGAAGUGGGUGUGUAUGAGAGGUUUGUUGGUGAGAUUAAAUUUAAUAACAAUCGUUAUGAAGUAAAGUUACCGUUUAAAGAAAGUCAUCCAGUGAUCGAGGACAAUUAUCAGUUGAGUAUAAAACAACAGUACAACGAAGUGUUUACCAAGCAACUAGAAGAAGGUAUUGUUGAACGUGUCACAUCACCUGCCGAAAUUGGGAAAGUAACAUAUUUGCCGCAUCGUGCCGUUGUCCGCGAAGAUAAGAAGUCAACAAAAUUGCGUGUGGUUUUUAAUGCGAGUGCGAAAAACAAAGGCUGUAGUCUCAAUGAUUGUUUGUACAAGGGUCCUUGUUUAAACCCAUUGCUAUAUGAUGUCUUAUUAAGAUUUGGAGUCCAUACCAUAGGAUUGACUGCCGAUAUUGAAAAAGCUUACUUACAGAUAUCCGUUUAUCCUGAACAUCGUGAUUAUUUACGUUUUUUGUGGUAUAAUGACAUUUUUGAUGAAAGCACGCUGGCCAAAAUUAGAUAUACGAGAGUAAUUUUUGGUUCUAGUAGUUCGCAAUUUCUGUUAAAUGGUACAGUUCGAAAACAUAACGAACGUUGCAGCAAAAUUGACCCAGAGUAUAUGAAAAAGGUCCUUAGUUUUUUUUAUGUGGACGAUUUUAACAACGGUGUCAAAGAUGUUUCCGAAGGUGUCAAGUUGUAUAAAAAGCUGAAGGUGAGAUUUGCUAAAGGUUUGAUUUGCGCAAGUGGAGAACGAACAACGCCCACUUGA